UGGAGUGUAAGGCGAGGGCUGGUGUGAGCCUGGUCAGGCUCGGAGCCCCCUUGCAGCAGCCCUGCAGUGACAUCUGCAGAGAGCAGCUCUCAGCAGGGUCACUUGGGGCUUGCGGACCCAGGAUGAAACUACUCUCAGGCUGUCCUUGUGCUUCCUUCUCGCGCUUUUGGAAUCUGCAGGCGUGGAGGCUUCUGGCCCCUUCCCGCAAUGUCCUGUGAGUCCCUGGCUCAUCCUCUGCCAGCCCAGCCCACGGAGCCCGAAGCGUACGUCUAGAUGGGGCCUGCGGUGAAGCUCAGGACUGCAGCUUCUCACCCCACACAGGAGGACCCGAGGUCAGAGUGGGCCUGGUGCUGGCGCCGACGCCGAGCCGGCUGCCCGCCAUGACCCAGGUGGGCUAGAAAGCUUGGAGGCGGCCGGCAUAACGAGGUGGGUGGCCGGGAGCCUCAGGAGGCGGUGCCUGAGGCUGUGGCCGCGCCUACACCAAAAGGCGAGCGGGGCGCCCGCUCCUAGUCGCUUCCAGGUGCCUACAGUCCCCGUUGGGUCCACGGGCUGCCCGCCCCGUGGUGUCCCAUGGUGCAGCCCUCAAUGCCCUUCCCCGUGCCGCCACAACCUCGAAACUGGGCUUGCGGGGUGGCGAUUGCAAAAGCGCGGGGUGCAAGUGGUGAACACCGCGGGGCGCCGGGCCACCCCAUCUUCUGAGACCCGGCUGAGCUCGUGGGGACUGGAUACGUCGUGGGCGGGGCCUAUAGGUGGGCGGGGCUGCGGGAAGGAGCUCCGCGGGUCACCGGAACCAGACCCCCACGCGAGCGCGUGGGCCGCGCACCAUGGGGAACCGCAGCGCGGCAGCCGGCGGUGGGCUCCUGGCGGGACGAGCGGCCGGCACGGGGGCUGCGGGCGCGGCGGCGCUGGCAGGAGGCGCGCUGCUCAUCUGCGCGGUGCUGGCGGGGAACUCGCUUGUGUGCCUGAGCGUGGCCUCGGAGCGCGCCCUACAGACGCCCACCAACUACUUCAUCCUGAGCCUGGCAGCCGCCGACCUGCUCCUCGCUCUGCUAGUGCUGCCGCUGUUCGUCUACUCAGAGGUCCACGGCGGAGAGUGGCUUCUGAGCCCCCGCCUCUGCGACGCGCUCAUGGCCAUGGACGUCAUGCUCUGUACCGCCUCAAUCUUCAACCUGUGCGCCAUCAGCGUGGACAGGUUUGUGGCUGUGACGGUGCCGCUGAGCUACGGAAGGCAAGGCCGGCGUCAGCUGCUGCUCAUUGGCGCCACGUGGCUGCUGUCCGCCGCGGUAGCGGCGCCCGUGCUGUUCGGCCUCAACGACGUGCGCGGGCGCGACCCGACCGUGUGCCGCCUGGAGGACCGCGACUACGUGGUCUACUCGUCCGUGUGCUCCUUUUUUCUUCCCUGCCCGGUCAUGUUGCUGCUCUACUGGGCCACCUUCCGAGGCCUGCGUCGCUGGGGGGCUGCCCGGCGUGCCAAGCUGCACACACAUGCGCCCAGGCGGCCCAGCAGCCCAGCGUCAUCCCCAGUGCCUGCGCUCGCCAUGGGCACCUGCAACCUGGACCGUGCGGACUGCGCGCCUAGGCUCCCCUGCGUCGAGGACCCUGCAGACCCCUUGCCCGGGCUCCCCUACGCCUUGGACCCUGAGGACCUAGCGCCUGAGCUCCCCUGCGCGUUGGACUGCGUGGACCCCGCGACGGAGCACCUCCAGGACCCCUGCGGCAAGGACUGCGUAGCUCCAGGCUUCAACCCCAAAGUGGCGCUACCGCUGCACGCCCGCAAUAGUCCGCGCGCCAAGAUCACCAGUCGCGAGCGCAAGGCCAUGAGGGUCCUGCCGGUGGUGGUCGGGGCCUUCCUGGUAUGCUGGACGCCUUUCUUCGUGGUGCACAUAACACGAGCGCUGUGUCCCACCUGCUCCGUGUCCCCGCGCCUGGUCAGCGCUGUCACUUGGCUGGGCUACGUCAACAGCGCUCUCAACCCUGUCAUCUACACCGUUUUCAAUGCAGAGUUCCGCACCGUCUUCCGAAAGGCUCUGCACCUGGGAUGCUGAGCCAGCGGGCAGGGGUACAAACCAUGUUGGAUUAAACCAAUUCCUCCCGGGCA
Cavia porcellus (domestic guinea pig) is the source of this 2098-nucleotide messenger RNA. It is a transcript of the gene Drd4, whose product is annotated as dopamine receptor D4. NCBI's taxonomy places the organism in Eukaryota, Metazoa, Chordata, Mammalia, Rodentia, Caviidae. Gene Ontology annotation, cellular component: plasma membrane. Gene Ontology annotation, molecular function: dopamine neurotransmitter receptor activity, coupled via Gi/Go; G protein-coupled receptor activity. Gene Ontology annotation, biological process: adenylate cyclase-activating adrenergic receptor signaling pathway; negative regulation of voltage-gated calcium channel activity; regulation of dopamine secretion. The coding region runs from base 825 to 2045 and encodes 406 amino acids. The record is from RefSeq and is a predicted model, not a curated record. The transcript is spliced from 4 exons.